Molecule: messenger RNA, 552 nt
Organism: Miscanthus lutarioriparius
Lineage: Eukaryota; Viridiplantae; Streptophyta; Magnoliopsida; Poales; Poaceae
Source: the annotation of a GenBank genome assembly
AUGAGGAUAAACAAUCUUGUCGCCGACCUCAAGUCCCUGGGAGAGACGGUGGAGGAGACCCGCGUUGUGAAGAAAUUCCUUCAUGUUGUCCCCGCAAGACUCACUCCAGUUGUGGUUUCGAUCGAGAUGUUUUGCGAUCUGAAAACCAUGACAGUGGAGGAGCUCGUGGGGAGACUGCGCGCAGCGGAGGAUCGCAUGGAGGCGAAGAUGGACCCGGUCACCGACAAGAUGGGGAGAUUGCUCCUAGCAGAGGAAGAUUGGAUGGCUAAACACAAGAUCAAGCCACAAUCUCUUCUGUCCAAGGAAGGAAGCAGUGGCGGUGGCGGCGGUGGUCAGUACAAGGGCAAGUCGCCUAUGAAGCGUGAGGGGGCGGCGGCGGAUGGCGGUCAAGGCACCGUCAAGCUCACGUCGGAGGGCACUCCCGGCGGAAAGGCAGGUGCCAUGAAUCUGCGGCAUCUACGCCAUUGGGCGAAGACCGUAAGAAGCCCAAGAAGGAGAGGAAAGCCGAGAAGAAGGAGGAGGCGAACGUGGGCUGUCGUCGAUGCUCGGUAA